Molecule: messenger RNA, 494 nt
Organism: Chenopodium quinoa (quinoa)
Lineage: Eukaryota; Viridiplantae; Streptophyta; Magnoliopsida; Caryophyllales; Amaranthaceae
Exons: 3
Coding region: 33-479 (148 amino acids)
Source: RefSeq, a predicted model, not a curated record
UGAAGGAAGAAAAGCUUCAGUUCAUAGAUAAUAUGAGUUAUGAUACAAAGUACAUGAGUGAGGUUGAGAAGUUCUCUGAUGUUCUGAGUGAUAUGCUGAGUACUUUUCUUGAUCAACGCCUUCCUCAAAGUAAUGACUCAGUGAAGAACAUGAUUGAGUAUACUUUGGAGUCACCUUCUGUAAAUUGGAAGUCUGGAAAACAGAAGAAUAAUGAUAGUGGCAUUUAUACUAUGGUCAGCAUGCUUUACUUUGAUGGAGCUGAUGUGUUCGACUGCAAUGUUUUGAAAACGGUUUCAACUAGACGGACAUUGAGAGCUCAGAUUGCUGCUACUCUGGUAUUAUCUGAUAUGAACAUUGUCAGAGAUGAAGUUCUUGAAAAGCUAUCUGAAUUCAGAUUAAUAAGGAGUCAAGUUGCAAAAGAUGUUUUUGAUGGGAUUAAGAAGAAAACAAAGCAAGGUAAAAAGGAAAAGAAAGUAUAGGCAGACUAACGAAUA